AAAAGAAAGGAGAGUGUGGAAUGAGAAAUUGGGGGUCAGAAGACGACGCGAAACUGCGGCGCGUCGGACUGAGUGGCAGUGAUGAUCUCCCAGCGGCAGGGCUCGAGGUCUUCGGAGACAGAGCAAUAGCCGGCGAGGGUGACCUUGUCGUUGGAAGCGGCGACGGAGCCGAACUCGAAAAUGGAAACGGAAGCGUUCGUGGGUCGCGGAACCUCCAUAGCGCCGUUCAUCCCUGGGGCCUCGGUGGGGUUUUUGGCUGUGUCUGUGCCAUUCGACUUCGGAAUUGACGACGGCUUUGCUUCGGGUUCGGGUUCGGACUUCUUCCCCUUUCGCCACCACAGUAGACCCAUGCUUGGUAAAAUAGGAUGGUGGCAUUCCGAAGAUCUAACAAGUAGAAGUAGAAAUCUGAAUCUCUUAUUCUGCCAUGAACAAAGAACAACACUCUCUGCUUCUCAACUCAUCUUCUCGCUUCUUGACCCCUCAAGUUCCAGGAGUGAAGCUAUCGUACGGAACGGCUGGCUUCAGGGCUGAUGCUUCGCUUCUCCAUUCAACGGUCUUCAGAGUGGGAAUUCUCGCUGCUCUCAGAUCGCUCAAAACUCACUCCGUCAUCGGCGUCAUGAUUACCGCCUCACACAACAAAGUCUCCGACAAUGGAGUCAAAAUCGCUGAUCCUAACGGUGGCAUGCUCUCUCAGCAGUGGGAACCCUUCGCCGACGCCCUCGCCAAUGCUUCUUCUCCUCAACAACUCAUCCUGUUGAUAAAUGAAUUUGUGGAGAAAGAGAGGAUUCCAAUGGAUGGGGUGAGGCAUGCCGAAGUACUUUUGGGGAGAGACACGAGGCCAAGUGGAGAUGCUUUGCUUGAAGCUGCUAGACAAGGGGUCACUUCAAUUGUUGGAGCUGUUGCGACGGACAUGGGGAUUUUGACAACUCCUCAGCUACAUUGGAUGGUUCGCGCUAGAAAUAAGGGCAUGGAAGCCUCAGAGCAGGGUUACUUUGAACAGCUUUCAAUCUCUUUCAGGUGCUUGAUGGAUUUGAUUCCACCUGAAAGAAGGAAGUUCGAUGGGGUGAAUGAUAAAUUGGUUGUGGAUGGAGCUAAUGGCGUUGGUGGAAUCAAACUUAAAGUCUUAGAGAAGGUGUUGAAAGCUUUGGUUAUUGAGGUUCGGAAUAGCGGCGAAGAUGGAGGCAUACUGAAUGAUGGAGUUGGUGCUGAUUAUGUGCAGAAAGAGAAGGUUGUUUCACAUGGCUUUGGUUCUAAAGAUGCUGGGAUAAGGUGUGCUAGUUUGGAUGGAGAUGCUGAUAGGCUUGUCUAUUUUAUUGUACCACCUGAAAGCAGUGGUAUGAUUGACCUUGUUGAUGGGGACAAGAUAUUAUCCCUGUUUGCUUUGUUUAUUAAGGAGCAACUGAGCUUUCUUAAUGAGAAGGAAGACAUGCAAAAUUGCCGCCAAGCCCGUCUUGGUGUUGUACAGACUGCUUAUGCAAAUGGCGCAUCUACUAAUUACCUUAAACAGCUGGGACUGGAAGUAAAUUUUACACCAACUGGAGUGAAAUACCUGCAUGAAAAAGCUGCUGAAUUUGAUAUUGGCAUCUAUUUUGAGGCAAACGGCCAUGGAACUGUCUUAUUUUCAGAACCUUUCAUUGAAUGGUUAGAGGCCAGAACUAACAAGAUUUCUUCAGGAUCCACAGGUUCAGAAGGGGAAAAGGCUGCUUUGAGAUUAUUGGCAGUUAGUAAGUUGAUCAACCAAGCAGUUGGAGAUGCUUUGAGUGGAUUGCUUUUGGUGGAAGUCAUAUUACAACACAUGGGAUGGUCAAUACAAAGAUGGAAUGAACUUUAUCAUGAUUUACCUAGCAGGCAGCUCAAGGUUAAAGUUGCUGACAGAACUGCUGUGAUUACAACAAAUGCAGAAACUGUUGUUGUGAGCCCUCCUGGUCUACAAGAAGCCAUCAAUGAUAAAACUGCUAAGUACCCUCAAGGUCGAUGUUUUGUGCGACCAUCUGGCACCGAGGAUGUUGUUCGUGUAUAUGCCGAGGCAUCCGCACAGGAAGCAGCAAAUACACUAGCCAACUCCGUGGCUAAACUUGUGGAUGAAUUCUUAGGGUGAAACAACUCCUGACGAACCUUUUACCUUCACCUUCUGUGUUUUGCUCUUAAUUUCAAGUUGACAGGAUUAAUCACAAUUGAAUGAACUUGGCUUUGAAAGUUAUCUAACCAUUGAGAUUUUUCAAUAAAAUUUCUCCUGCGUUUUAUUUUUAAGACGGUGGGUCUGUGUUC
Messenger RNA from Abrus precatorius (Indian licorice), 2268 nucleotides. RefSeq names its product phosphoacetylglucosamine mutase. Lineage: Eukaryota; Viridiplantae; Streptophyta; Magnoliopsida; Fabales; Fabaceae. The transcript is spliced from 10 exons. The record is from RefSeq and is a predicted model, not a curated record. The coding region runs from base 425 to 2098 and encodes 557 amino acids. Gene Ontology annotation, molecular function: phosphoacetylglucosamine mutase activity. Gene Ontology annotation, biological process: carbohydrate metabolic process; UDP-N-acetylglucosamine biosynthetic process.